This is a messenger RNA of Hirundo rustica (Barn swallow), 1241 nucleotides long. RefSeq names its product N-methylpurine DNA glycosylase (gene MPG). The coding region runs from base 294 to 1115 and encodes 273 amino acids. NCBI's taxonomy places the organism in Eukaryota, Metazoa, Chordata, Aves, Passeriformes, Hirundinidae. The record is from RefSeq and is a predicted model, not a curated record. The transcript is spliced from 5 exons. Gene Ontology annotation, biological process: base-excision repair. Gene Ontology annotation, molecular function: alkylbase DNA N-glycosylase activity; DNA binding.
AUUUGGGGCCCAGGAGUAGAAUUUGUUUAUUAUAUGAGCAAGAAGCUGUAGAUAGAAAUGAAGAGCUGCCAAAUUUGUAUGUAGACUUACAGAAGAGAUUGAGCCUCCUGCUUCCCAGAUACACAGGACUUGGAUCCAUGGUAUAAGGACUGCAGCACUGAGAACGGAACACCCGUGAGCUUUUUGGAGCUCACAUCGGAAAGUGGUGAUGAACCAGAAGAACAGCUGCACGUGAUGUAGUUGCCUGAGGUCCCUGCUGUUGGCUGGAACAGUAGGUUGAAUCUUUCUGAACUAUGCCAAGAAAAAGAAAGCUGUUGACUCAAUUAAGUGCUCUUCAAAACAGCACCAGCUUCCCUCAGAUCGAUGCCGUGGAGCAGCUGAACACUACACCUGGAGCAGAUCCUUCUCCAAAGAGCAGCAAAUAUUUUGUGAUAGAGAAAAAAAAUUCUUCUCAGCUACAAGAAGAUUUUUUCAACCAGCCCUGUGUUAGUCUGGCCAAGUCCUUUCUGGGACAGAUUUUAGUUCGCAAACUUCCUGAUGGCAGAGAGCUCUGGGGCAGGAUUGUUGAAACAGAAGCUUAUCUGGGUGGGGAAGAUGAAGCUUCCCACUCGAAAGGUGGGAAGCAAACACAACGGAACGCAGCAAUGUUCAUGAAACCAGGAACUCUGUACGUGUAUCAGAUCUACGGGAUUUAUUUCUGCAUGAAUGUUUCCAGCCAAGGAGAGGGGGCUGCGGUGCUGCUGCGUUCCUUGGAACCUCUGCAGGGCUUGGAUGCCAUGAGGGAGCUGCGCAGGGCCUCCAGGAAAGCACCCGCCAGGCUGCUCAAGGACUGGCAGCUCUGCAAUGGGCCCUCCAAGCUCUGCCAGGCGUUUGGCAUCGACAAGGCUUUUGACCAAAGGGACCUGAGUCAGGAUGAUGCCAUCUGGAUGGUGCCUGGGCAGGACCCGCCGGGGGAGCAGGACGUGGUGACCACCACCAGGAUUGGCAUUGGCAACACGGGAGAGUGGGCACAGAAACCGCUCAGGUUUUAUUUACGAGGAAACAGAUUUGUGAGUGUUGUAGACAAGAAAGUGGAGAGAGAGAUGGCAGCAAGGGGACACUCCCCUGGCAGCUGACAAGUCUUGCAAGUGUCCCAGGGACCAGGACUUGAGCUGUGCUCUGUACAAUGGCCGCGAGCUGCAUCAUGGCAGAUAGGGGGCAUUGGGGGGUUUUUAACAAUAAAUUUACUUGGUCAAAACAAA